Molecule: messenger RNA, 489 nt
Organism: Trichomonas vaginalis G3
Lineage: Eukaryota; Parabasalia; Trichomonadida; Trichomonadidae
Product: histone ubiquitination
Exons: 1
Coding region: 1-489 (162 amino acids)
Biological process (GO): protein polyubiquitination; proteasome-mediated ubiquitin-dependent protein catabolic process; DNA repair
Molecular function (GO): ubiquitin conjugating enzyme activity
Source: RefSeq, a predicted model, not a curated record
AUGUCUGAAGCAGUUCGUAAAUUGAUCAAAUAUUACAAGCAAUUAAAGAAAGAUAUUGACAAUGGAAGCAUUGAUGGCCUCAUCGCUCAACCAAUGAAGGAUAACGUUCUUCACUGGACAGCCGUAAUUUUUGGUCCACAAGGAACCGACUGGGCAGACGGCAUUUUUGAACUUGAAAUGGUAUUUAAGGAUGAUUUCCCUAGAUCCGCUCCCGAAGUUAAGUUUAUUACCCCAGUUUAUCAUCCAAACGUAUACAGAGACGGAAAAAUUUGCUUAGAUAUGCUUCAAAAUAAAUGGACUCCUGCAUACGAUAUAUCCGCUAUUCUUAAUUCAAUUAGAUCUUUAUUUGAUGAUCCAAAUCCAGCUUCCCCUGCAAAUGGUGAAGCAGCAGAAGCUUUUCAGAAUAACAGACCUAAAUAUAAUGAAAAAGUUCAGCAGUGUGUCCGUGAAUCUAUUAGACUUUGGAAGGAAAAACAUCCAAAUAACUAA